GUAAUAUUAUAAGCAGGGUUUCAAUAUUUAUGAAAUUCUUGGUCUUUUUACGAACAUACCACAGAAUUGAAUUUUACAAUUAUUUAACAAUGUUUUAUUAAAACACAACAAAAUAUCUAUAUAGGACAAACAGAACAAAUGAAACACAUUUGAUAUGCGUGAUAAAAUAAUAACGAAGUUUAUUGAUUUAAACGUUAUUCUACUAUGAAGUCAAAACAAUUCAUAAUUUUGUCAACUCGGCUUGUACUUUGAAAAUCGACUCAAUAUUUCUUCAACAAAUCCUAAAUAAACGAUUAUAAAAACUAUGUAAACAGAAUGUUUCUUCUUCCGGUAUUUUAUAAUGUUUUCUUGUAUUUAUAUUGAUAUUAUUUUACUUGCAUAUAUUCGUUGAAAGCGACGAAAUUUUCAAAUUUUACUACCAGGUGGUGCUUCGAUCAUCACGGAUUUCGAUUGGAAAUCUUGUUUCUUCUUAACCAAUCAUUGCUCAAUUUUUGUUACUAAAAUAUUAAACAGGACUUAUGAACGUUUAACGUAAAAAUAAUGUGAAUUCAUUUGCGAAUGAAAAAAAAAGUAAAAAUAAAUUAAGAAUAAAUAAAAAAAAUUCAGUUAAAGAAUUCAUAUUUUGAUAUUUAUUAACACAUAGUUGGUAUACACAUUCAUUCCCCUCAAGAGUAUCAUCUGUGUUGUUUGUAUAAUACUAUUUGUAUUGUCGAGUAGUUAAAAAUAGUUGAAAAAUAAAUCUUCAUAAAUCGAUCGAUUUGAUAAAUGUAUAUGUGCAUAUAUAUAUAUGUAUAUAUAUGUUCGGAUAAAAAAUAUUUUUCUUAUUAAUGGCUGCGAAUGACAUUAAACAAACUCUUAGAAAAUUAGAUUUUCCUUAUUGUGCUAAAGAGGCAUUAGCCAGAAUUGAAAUAUUAUGUAGCAGACCUGGAAAACAAAUGGAUCUUCAAGGGGAUCUAAUGACAGAAUUUAUUUUUGGAGAGAUAGAAAGACCGGAAAGUCCAAGAUAUAAAAUUUUAGGCAAUUUGGUAUCUCUAGCAAUUGCUACUCAAAAUAAAGCAAUUCUUAAUGCAACUGGAAUCUGGAUGCAGCAAUUGGGUUCCACUUCAUCUCAAAGCGUAGGACUGGCAAGGCAUGUACUCAAUGACUAUUUUGUCCUUACACCAAAAUCUAUUGACAAGCUAAAGCAGCUUCCUGUCCUUGCCUCCCAUUUCACCGCAAACUUACUGACGGCAAUAGGUGAAGUUUAUGAAGAUAAAGAUCCACCUACGGAAUUGCUCAAAUUAGUAGGAGAAUGGAUAGAUGAAAAUCCAAGUUUGCUAUUAACACCUUUGAUGGACAACCCUGCAUUGCCAAGCGGUGGUAUACCUAUGACACCAAUAACACCUAUAGCUGGUCUUUUUAGAUGGUGCAUUUUAAGUCCUUUACGCUUUGAUAUUACAGUCAAUGGCGAACAAGAAGAUCGGAAAAAGAGUUAUUCCAAAAUUCAGCAGUUACUUAUGGACUCUGUACUGAGGUUAAAGAGUAGUGGGACUAACAAACAUGCUAUAUCUGCACAACAUUUAGCAGCUACUGUCCGGGUAUUAACCACUACUUUACAGACUUGUACAAAUAUAAAUUCUGCAUUACGUGAUUUAGCAAUGGAGAGAUUAGCUCAAGCCGUGAGCGCAGCAAUGUCUGCAAAUUGUAUUUAUGGUAAUAAACAAGAAUUACUAGCAUUGUUGCAACCACUAUCAUAUCAACAUUUUUUAAUUGAAUGGACUCUACAGACGUAUACUUCCAAAACUGCUUAAUAAGUAUUCCUUAUAAUUAAUUUUAAUGAAAGUAUAUCGUUUAAGUUGAUCAGGAUGAUGGAUAAUGGCUAAUUUAGUGCCUAAAUAAAUUACGAUUA
Messenger RNA from Vespula pensylvanica (western yellowjacket), 1888 nucleotides. RefSeq lists its product as uncharacterized. The transcript has 5 exons. Lineage: Eukaryota; Metazoa; Arthropoda; Insecta; Hymenoptera; Vespidae. Bases 828 to 1790 code for a protein of 320 amino acids. The record is from RefSeq and is a predicted model, not a curated record.